Messenger RNA from Kluyveromyces lactis, 762 nucleotides. Its product is annotated as HD domain-containing protein. Lineage: Eukaryota; Fungi; Ascomycota; Saccharomycetes; Saccharomycetales; Saccharomycetaceae. The record is from RefSeq and is a predicted model, not a curated record. The coding region runs from base 1 to 762 and encodes 253 amino acids. The transcript has a single exon. Gene Ontology annotation, molecular function: 5'-deoxynucleotidase activity. Gene Ontology annotation, cellular component: cytoplasm.
AUGUACAGGACAUUUUCAUAUUUUAGUAAACAAUCAUCGAUAACAUUUAGAUUAACUCAUCAGAAGGGCAACUUAUUUGAUAGUUCGUGUCGAUUUUUUUCAUCACGACCACUUCCAACAUCAAAGAUGACUAUGGAGUGGAAUCCUAGGGAUCAUGUUCCAGCUGAAGUGAAGGAACUGUUGUCUGAACCUCAGCCUAACUAUGUGUUAGCAUUUUUGCAUAUUGUGGAACAAUUGAAGCUACAGAAGAGAACAGGUUGGAUUGACCAUGACAUUAUCCCUUGUGAGAGUAUCGCAGAUCAUAUGUACCGUAUGGGGGUUACUACUAUGUUGAUCAAAGAUCCAAAUGUUGAUGUCAAAAAAUGUGUUCGCAUAGCAUUAGUGCAUGACAUCGCUGAAUCUCUAGUCGGUGAUAUAACACCGUUUGAUCCAGUAACAAAGGAGGAAAAGCAUCAAAGAGAACUUGAUACCAUUACGUAUUUAUGCGAGGAAAUUAUAAAACCUUACAACUCAGUUGCAGCCGAUGAGAUUUUGUCUGACUGGUUAGCAUAUGAAAACAUUAGCUCACUAGAAGCAAGAUACGUUAAGGAUAUUGACAAGUUCGAAAUGCUGGUACAAUGUUUCGAAUAUGAGAAAAGGCAUAGUGGUACAAAAGAUUUGUCUCAAUUCUAUGGUGCAGUAAGCAGCAUUAAGACUGAGGAAGUCAAAUCAUGGGUAUCCCAUUUAGUCAAAAGACGUACAGAAUUUUUCCAGCAGCUAUAA